This is a messenger RNA of Peronospora farinosa, 558 nucleotides long. Lineage: Eukaryota; Oomycota; Peronosporomycetes; Peronosporales; Peronosporaceae. The record is from the annotation of a GenBank genome assembly.
AUGGGACUUUCUCAGAUUUUACAGCAUACGUCGUCAGUAUUGACGCCGGAGGACAGGGCUAACUUGGAUAGCCCCCUUACAGCUAAUGAUUUCUAUUGGGCUUUACAGCAUACGACGCCUGGGAAGACGCCAGGUCCGGAUGGCUUGCCUCUUGACUAUUAUAAAGUCGAUUUACCCCUUUGCAGCCGUAUUUUAGAGGUGAUUUACGGUGCCCAAUUUCACAAGAGGAAAAUGAUCAAAUUUCAGUGGCGGGCUCAGAUUUCGCUGCUAUAUAAGCACAGUGAUAGAACAUUGCCUAGCAACUAUCGGCCUAUUACCCUUCUUAACGUAUACGCUAAAUCAGGGCCCGAAAUUUUGGCGCACCGACUUGGCCGUGUUUUGAAGUAUCUUUUGCACUCAGAACAAUCUGGGUCUGUUCCAGGUCGGGGUAUUCGGCAAGCCUAUAUUCGCUUGAAAGCACUGGCACAGUUAUACUCAAAUUUUGAUACUCCAGCAGGUGCAGUUCUAUUGGACUUCGCUAAGCUUUUGAUAGUGUGGUAUGGGAUGCUUUGGAUAUGA